Messenger RNA from Daldinia loculata, 1284 nucleotides. RefSeq lists its product as uncharacterized. The transcript is spliced from 2 exons. Bases 161 to 1207 code for a protein of 348 amino acids. Gene Ontology annotation, molecular function: metallopeptidase activity. Lineage: Eukaryota; Fungi; Ascomycota; Sordariomycetes; Xylariales; Hypoxylaceae. The record is from RefSeq and is a predicted model, not a curated record.
AGGACAAUUAAUAUUUAGAGAAUAAACUCUUAUAUAAACUUAAUAUUCCGUGUAAUUCUUUGUCCAAGCUAUAAUCCACGGCAUUCAAGAAUAAAAUACUCCCCGAAAUGAUUUUUUAAUUAAGUACCUAGGUACCAUAGAGCAAACACCAAGCCUCGUCAUGUCUGUUUUAACUGAGAAUGAGAUUCGCUCUCUUGCUCAUGAUGUCAAAUGCGGGAAGCCUGCGAUAGCUGAAGGAAGACACGCAGUACACACCAGCUUUCCUACUACAAGCAGUGGCAUAUACGCAAGUCUUUCUCAAAAGGCUCUCAAAAUUAAUGAGCCAAACUUCAUCACCGCCAGUAGCCACGAUUAUGAACCAUUCCUUGACUCCAAGAGGCAUUAUAGGAGUGAUGAUAGGCAGCCGACCCAACAGAGUACGGAUAUCAAGAUCAAAAGUAAUACAAUUGAUCUCAACGAGACCUACUUACAGCCUAAAUUGGGCGCCGCCAAAACCUUGGGAUGUGUUGAACCCGCUUCCAGAAAUCCUCUGGGUCUUGCAAAGUGUAUAAAUAGCUGUCAAUACCGCUGCGAAACAGAGCCAGACCCGAUUACCAGCAUUUUUGUGCAUGUUGAACAUGACUACAUAUACCGAUGGAGACCGGAGUCCACGAUCACAUUUAAUGUUAAUCGGAGUAGCUUUCCCAGCAACGGUGACGCAGAUCACGCUGUUAAGAGUCUCGAAAAGGCAGCUAGUGAGUGGAACAAAGGCAAGAUCGGUAUACAGUUCGAGAAAGUUGCAGACGAUAAACCAGCCGUAUUCCAACUUGUGUACUCGAGAAAAUACGAUCCUAGUCAGCUAGCGUAUUCUUUCCUCCCAGGCUAUCCUCCAGAAAAGCAGCGACUAUAUGUGUGUGCACCAUGUUUCAACAGAGAAGAACCACACCAUGAGUAUAUGGCCAACGUCUUCUGCCACGAACUCGGUCACAUCCUUGGUCUACGGCACGAGUUUGCAGACAUGAUCCGGAAUGAGCGGCGUUGGCCUUCACUGUUAGUUGGUAGACGUAAUAACUCGUCAGUUAUGAACUAUUUCGAACAUCCAAGCCUGCUAUGUAUUCAGGAGGAUGACUACAAGGGCGUGAAGCAACUCUACAACCCUCGAAACAGUAUGUUGUGCGGGUAUAUCAUCAUCGAUAAAGAUCCAAGAGAGUUCGAGCGUGUUUACUAGAUUUCUUUAAAUUCGGGGGAGAAGAUAUAUAGCUACGAUAAACUUACACUAAGGUCUUAUAACUAGCUUUAAACUUA